CAUAUCAAAUGUUUGGAGCGACCAGCAGCCGUUUAGCAAGCUCUGGUUCCGGUCAAAUACAAUUGUGGCAAUUUUUAUUGGAGCUACUCUCAGAUUCCAGUAAUGCCGGCUGCAUAACAUGGGAGGGCACAAACGGUGAAUUCAAAUUAACCGAUCCCGAUGAAGUUGCCCGUCGCUGGGGUGAACGGAAAUCAAAACCGAAUAUGAAUUAUGAUAAAUUAAGUCGGGCAUUGAGAUAUUAUUACGACAAAAACAUUAUGACCAAGGUCCAUGGCAAACGUUAUGCCUACAAAUUCGAUUUUCAAGGACUGGCCGCUGCCACCCAACCGGCUGCCAGUGAUCCCACCUAUAAAUAUCAAAGUGAUUUAUUUAUGACACCAUAUCAUCAUAGCGCCAAACUGAGCUCAUUUAUGAGUCCGCAUCAUGGCAUGACAUCGUCAUCAGCUUCAAUAUUCCCCUCGGCCGCCUCCUGGGGUAACUGGGGUAACCAUUCGAAUUUGUAUCAACCCCAUUCGAUGGGCCAUGUUACCCCCUCCCACGUUGCUCCUCAUUUGAGCUCAUAUCCCCACUACGCAUGACCAUCAUCGUCU
This is a messenger RNA of Musca vetustissima, 590 nucleotides long. RefSeq names its product DNA-binding protein D-ETS-3. NCBI's taxonomy places the organism in Eukaryota, Metazoa, Arthropoda, Insecta, Diptera, Muscidae. Gene Ontology annotation, biological process: cell differentiation; regulation of transcription by RNA polymerase II. Gene Ontology annotation, molecular function: sequence-specific DNA binding; DNA-binding transcription factor activity, RNA polymerase II-specific. The transcript has 4 exons. Bases 9 to 578 code for a protein of 189 amino acids. Gene Ontology annotation, cellular component: nucleus. The record is from RefSeq and is a predicted model, not a curated record.